Molecule: messenger RNA, 1325 nt
Organism: Pteropus alecto (black flying fox)
Lineage: Eukaryota; Metazoa; Chordata; Mammalia; Chiroptera; Pteropodidae
Gene: SLC15A4
Product: solute carrier family 15 member 4
Biological process (GO): transmembrane transport; oligopeptide transport; histidine transport
Cellular component (GO): membrane
Molecular function (GO): L-histidine transmembrane transporter activity
Source: RefSeq, a predicted model, not a curated record
GGCGCGCUCAAGGCCAACAUCACGCCCUUCGGCGCCGACCAGGUGAGGGACCGGGGCGCAGAGGCCACGAGGAGGUUCUUUAACUGGUUCUACUGGAGCAUCAACCUGGGGGCGAUCGUCUCGCUGGGCGGCAUCGCCUACGUCCAGCAGAACGUGAGCUUCGUGCCCGGCUACGCCAUCCCCACGGUCUGCAUCGGCCUCGCCUUCCUCAUCUUCCUCUGCGGCCAGAGCGUCUUCGUCACCAAGCCCCCCGACGGCAGCGCCUUCACCGAUGUGUUCAAGAUACUGGCAUAUUCGUGCCGCCCCCAGAAGCGAAGCGGGGACCACGGUCGCAGCGGUGAAGGCAAUGGACCCUCUCAGCACCCUUCUAAACACAGUCUGUUUGGUUCAUGUAAGAUGUCUCACGGAGGGCCGUUCGCGGAGGACACGGUGGAGGACGUGAGCGCGCUGGUCAAGACCAUCCCCGUGUUCUUGGCUUUGAUCCCUUACUGGACAGUGUAUUUCCAAAUGCAGACCACGUACGUUUUACAGAGUCUUCAUUUGAGGAUUCCAGAAAUUUCCAGCAUUACAACCAGGCAUCAUACGUUCCCGGCCGCCUGGCUGACCAUGUUCGACGCGGUGCUCAUCCUCCUGCUGAUCCCCCUGAAGGACAAGCUGGUGGACCCCGUGCUGCGGCGGCACGGGCUGCUGCCGUCUUCCCUGAAGAGGAUCGCCGUGGGCAUGUUCUUCGUGAUGUGCUCCGCCUUCGCGGCAGGGAUCUUGGAGAGCAAAAGGCUGGACCUCGUCAAGGUGAAGACCAUCAACCAGAUGUACUUCGCUGCUGACCUGCCCGUGUGGUGGCAGGUCCCACAGUACGUGCUGAUCGGCAUCAGCGAGAUAUUCGCCAGCAUCGCAGGGCUGGAGUUCGCCUACGCGGCCGCGCCCCGGUCCAUGCAGAGCGCCAUCAUGGGCCUGUUCUUCUUCUUCUCCGGCCUCGGCUCCUUCGUGGGCUCGGGGCUGCUGGCGCUGGUGUCCAUCAAGGCCAUCGGGUGGAUGAGCAGCCACACGGACUUCGGCAACAUCAACGGCUGCUACCUGAACUACUACUUCUUCCUGCUGGCCGCCAUCCAGGGCGCCACCCUCCUGCUCUUCCUCGUCGUGUCUGUGAAAUACGAGCGCCAGCACUGCAGAGCCCGCGGGACGCCCGCCAGCAGGAGGGCCUGACGUGCCGGGCCUGCGGGGCCGGGCCCAGCGGGGCUCACCCCCGUGAACGUCUGGCUCCCCCAGGCCCGCGUGACCCCGGGCUGGUCGCUCCUCCGCCACCCUGAGGGACGAGGCAGCGCCUG